This is a messenger RNA of Ixodes scapularis (black-legged tick), 2281 nucleotides long. It is a transcript of the gene Lnpk, whose product is annotated as endoplasmic reticulum junction formation protein lunapark-A. The record is from RefSeq and is a predicted model, not a curated record. Gene Ontology annotation, cellular component: endoplasmic reticulum tubular network. Gene Ontology annotation, biological process: endoplasmic reticulum tubular network organization. Bases 134 to 1318 code for a protein of 394 amino acids. NCBI's taxonomy places the organism in Eukaryota, Metazoa, Arthropoda, Arachnida, Ixodida, Ixodidae. The transcript is spliced from 9 exons.
UCGAGCCGAGAUGUGUUCGAAAGGUUAAGGACGGUAUGGCCUUCCGGUCCUCUAAGUAAAUUUUAGCAGUAUCUACUGCUAUCACACUAAAUUGCCCGACCCCGCAAAGCGCUGCACCCAGCGAGCCGGUAAUAUGGGGCUCCUAUGGUCAAGAUUCAAGCACAAGCCUGGAACAAAAGAACUCCUGGACGAUAUCGAAAAAAAACAGAAAAGCAUAGAUGAGUACAAAUACAGCACAGAGCGACAACAGAAGAGGCUUGUGGGGGCUCUCAUAUUCUACUCGUCACUGUUCUACAUCCUGUGCAUGGUAAUCACCUACAUAUGGUACUUCCCAAGGACUGUCCAGGGCCAAGUGAUGUGCAUCGUGCCAUUGGUGUUGUUCCCAGUCUUAAUAGUGCUUGCCAAGAAACUUCUGCAGUGGUACUUCCGACGAAAAAUUGAGAGGAAGAACGAAGAGCUUGCUGACCUGAUUAAACAAAAGCGCACAGUUCUCGACAACGUGAUGGAGACUGAGACAUACAAGGUCGCCAAGGAGAUUCUCGAAAAAUACGACCCCGAGACGUUGAGGAAGAGCAUUAAAGUGGAAGAGAAGGCUGGAAAACAGCUGGCACUGCCUGAAAUGACUGACCUGCGUAGGCGCAUGCCCCCUUCCAAGGCACCCCUACGCCCUGCUCGGCUGCCGCACUCCAACCUUAAGAUGCCCUCCUCCUCUAACAUGCCCUUUGAGGAGCGUCGCAUGAUGGUGGUGCCUCCGGGCAUGUCCAGGAACGGGCAGCAGACGCUCGGUCCCCUGCCACUUCCGAGGCCCAUCUUCCCCAGGGAGCGAUCUGCGUUCGACAGGGUGAUAGACUUCCUGGUGGGCGAGGGACCUAGCAACCGGUACGCCCUCAUCUGCAGCCGCUGCAACUCUCACAACGGCAUGGCGCUCAAGGAGGAGUAUGAAUACUUGGCGUUCCGGUGCUGCUACUGCCUGUACUGGAACCAGGCAAAGAAGCAGCGCCCUGAAAUUCCCAAGGUCUUCGAGCUCCCCGGAAGCAUGCUCGCUCUUCCGCCUCCAAAUUCGUCUGCGGUUGUCCACGACGACUCGUCAGCAUCCCUGAAGAGCUCCAUCCCUGACAAUGCAGACGAAACCGAGAUGGUGUCGUGCGACGAAGGCUACGAGACCAAGCUGGGCAAGGACGAGGGGCCGCCGACUGAGAGGGUGCUGCCAGUGGACGCCUCGGGAGACAUUCUGAGCCCCCAGGAUGUCGUACGGCAGCCCAAGCAUGCAGUGGUGUCUCCCUUGCCCAAGAACCCGAUGGCCAAAAAAGAAGACUGACGCUCUCCUCCUUCGUCCAGGUGCCUUAUGCAGCUCUCCGACGAUGCAAGACAAAAGGCCCAGAGAAGCCGUCGCUGUCGAUCGGCCCUCGAGACAAAGCGCGCUCGGAGGGCAAGAGAGUCUGAACAGUGUUAAACUAUGAUGGAAUUGUUUGGAGCGUGCCCGAAGUUACACAUGGUUACAACAACCGAUGCGGAUUAUUUCGUUAAUCAGGCAAGAUCUCUUUCGCGACGACCUUCGGUGUGCGAAAUAGCGAGCUACCUCGACGUGCAUUUUUGAUUGUUUUCUUUUUCUCGGUUUUAAUUGAGUAACGUCUAGUGAAAAAUGUUGGAGCCAUAGAAACUUCAAUAAAUGUAAUUGCGACGCAGUUGAGCACUGACAAUAACACCCCGAUGUGAUGCUGCCGAUUUUUGUGCAUACCAUGCUGCAAUAAUAGGAUAUGUCAAAUGAAAGGACUUGUAUCUUAAGUCAAGGAGCGUUGGAAUUGCUGUGUCUAGCUUUUUUUGUUUUGGGAGGAGAGGGAGUGUUCCUGUUUUAAUUCAGCUCUAACCGCUUUUGUGGCCUUAUGAAUGAACUAUUCUUUAGAAGGUUUGCCACAACAGAUUGCAUCGUAAUCUGGAGUGUUUUGUAGCGAGGAGUUUGCUGGUUACUAGCUCAAUACUAGCAUAGCUCGUGGUUCCCGAAGGAUUGUUGCGAGAUUAUGGUUCAUGGUUUUUGGUCAUGGUUUGUCUGUAGUCGAAUCCUUAUUUCCUAAGAGUUACGCAACCAAGGAAAAAGUGUGGAAGAUUCAUCUCUGUACAUGAUUGCUAGAAACGGGGGCUGAAAUCAUGGGACUCACUUUUAAGCCUAUUUAAAAACGAAACAUCUCCAUAGUGAACCUGUUUGAUAAAAAUGUUCUGUAUGUCUUGUUCACAAACGUAAUAAAUACUCGACUGAACAAUAAAGUGCAGUCGUGAAAACUUU